Molecule: messenger RNA, 933 nt
Organism: Dreissena polymorpha
Lineage: Eukaryota; Metazoa; Mollusca; Bivalvia; Myida; Dreissenidae
Product: DNA-directed RNA polymerase III subunit RPC8-like
Exons: 8
Coding region: 247-858 (203 amino acids)
Biological process (GO): DNA-templated transcription; transcription initiation at RNA polymerase III promoter
Cellular component (GO): RNA polymerase III complex
Molecular function (GO): DNA-directed RNA polymerase activity; DNA binding
Source: RefSeq, a predicted model, not a curated record
AUAAUAACAACAACAACAACAGACAGAACACUUCAAUUAAUGAUGUAAAUUUUGGCAUUAAAUUAAAAAGCAAGUUUACUUGGUUGUUUUUGUCUUAUUAUUCAGUUGUUAUUCAGAAGUAAGAUUUAAGCAGUUCUUUAGAAAACGAAGAGCAUACAUGUUCAUACUGGUAUAACGUAAGACUUCUAGAGUUUCACAUGCUUAAUAUCUGGGACUGGAAGUGGUUAUUUGGCAAAGGCAGUCACGAUGUUUGUUUUAACAGAGAUGAAGGACACUGUUCGUAUUCAGCCAUGGUUUUUUGAUGUAGAUGUCAAUGCUGCUAUAAUUGAUGUGUUAAACAAGAAAUUUGCAAAUAAGGUUGUCCCCAAUGUUGGACUGUGCAUUGCACUGUGGGAUAUACAGAAGCUGGAGGACAGUUUCCUGUUCCCUGGAGAUGGGGCUCAUCAUACUGUAGUGCAUUUCCGCUAUGUCGUGUUUCGGCCUUUCAUUGAUGAGAUCCUGUUGGGAAAGAUCAAGUCCUGCAGUAAGGAGGGUGUACAUGUGACAAUGGGCUUUUUUGAUGAUAUUGUCAUACCUCCUCUCAAUAUGCAGGAUCCCACCAGAUUUGAUGAACAGGAACAACUGUGGGCAUGGGAGUAUCAGAUGGAAGAUGGCAAACAUGACCUGUUUAUGGACAUUGGAGAGGAAAUCAGGUUUAGAGUGUCCGAUGAAGCAUUUACAGACACAACACCUGUUGGUCCAGAAAAUACUAAUAAAGAUUCUGAAUUAACGGACACUGAAGUGAAAAAAUCGCCAUACACAAUUACAGCCUCGGUUAGUGAGCCGGGUCUAGGCCUCCUGAGCUGGUGGAAUUCCUGACACUGACUGGUCAUGUGUUCAUAUAGACAUCAUUUGUUGCAUUGUUAAAUCCUUAAUAAAUCAUUCAAAACAAAA